UCUAGUGUGUUGCUAUUACCAGACUCUUCAAAGCAUCGAGUGUGUUCAAGAGCAAGAGGAAAAUGAAGUCUGCUGCAGUUUUUGUUGUGUUUGCCUGUCUACUUAUUGUUCAUGUACAAGGACAGGCCAGGACCAGCGUAAUGAGGUGUUUGUGUCAGGGAUCUGCGGCUAACGUAGUUCGUCUACAACUUAUUGACAAGAUUGAAGUUUAUCCUGUUAGUGCAUCUUGUGAAAAUGUGGAAAUCAUUGUCACUCUGAAGAAUGGUGCAGGAAGAAAAUGCUUGAAUCCAAAAUCUGAAUUUACUCAGAAAUACAUCAUGGCAGCUUUAGGAAAAAAGUGGGUACAUUUUAUUCAUUAUUGAUUAUAUCCUAAUAAUGUUAUAUUAUCUAAAAUUUGUAUUAAUGAAAACCAAUGAUAGGCAAAACUAAGUUUUAAUAUGUGUUUCACUUUCACAGGAGGUCAGAGUAAAGCGUGCACCGUGAACAGAAGUGGAAGAAGAGUGUACAGAGACAGCUUGCUUAAAAUAUGUAAAAUAUUGGUUUCAUUUCAAUAAUGUAAAAAGUGUAUAUAUAAUAAGUCUGAUGUGUAAUUUAUUAGGUUCGUCUGUAUAUGACACAAUGUACAUAGUUUUUGAAGAAACCUGCAAGAUUUUUUAAAAAUAUAUUCCUUUUG
This is a messenger RNA of Pangasianodon hypophthalmus (striped catfish), 673 nucleotides long. Its product is annotated as C-X-C motif chemokine 11-6-like. Bases 63 to 362 code for a protein of 99 amino acids. Gene Ontology annotation, biological process: inflammatory response; cellular response to lipopolysaccharide; neutrophil chemotaxis. Lineage: Eukaryota; Metazoa; Chordata; Actinopteri; Siluriformes; Pangasiidae. Gene Ontology annotation, molecular function: chemokine activity; CXCR chemokine receptor binding. The transcript has 3 exons. Gene Ontology annotation, cellular component: extracellular region. The record is from RefSeq and is a predicted model, not a curated record.